AUGGCAACCAAAGAACAAGGAGCUGGUCAUUAUGGCUUUGUUGACAUGUUUAUUCCUCCACAAAAUACUGGAACUGUGGGUAGACGUGCAUGUAGUGUGCUACUGGGAUUGAAAUACAUUACCUUGCUAGAUCUAUGGGAUGGAGAGACAGAAACCUGGAAAAGGCAAUAUAUCCACAAGCAGUUGGAAGAUUUUAAAGGCAAGAUUCAUAAAGAAGAUGAACAGAAUCUACUUGCCAGAAAGUACAUGUAUUAUUCCAAGGACCUGAGGAAAGCAGUGGUGACAACUGUGGGUGAUUAUAUGGGUGAUGCCACAAAACAACUCAAGACAUACAUGGAUAUAGUGGCCAGAGACAUACUGUACUAUGAUUCUGGAGUGCCAGACAACAGAGUCAAGAUCAAGGAAGGAAUGGAUAAUCUGCAAGGACAUGUCAUUAUCAUUAUGGCAAUUGCAG
Messenger RNA from Paraglomus occultum, 454 nucleotides. NCBI's taxonomy places the organism in Eukaryota, Fungi, Glomeromycota, Glomeromycetes, Paraglomerales, Paraglomeraceae. The record is from the annotation of a GenBank genome assembly.